Messenger RNA from Cryptomeria japonica (Japanese cedar), 4433 nucleotides. Its product is annotated as tRNA(adenine(34)) deaminase, chloroplastic. Gene Ontology annotation, molecular function: tRNA-specific adenosine deaminase activity. Gene Ontology annotation, cellular component: chloroplast. The coding region runs from base 337 to 4338 and encodes 1333 amino acids. The record is from RefSeq and is a predicted model, not a curated record. NCBI's taxonomy places the organism in Eukaryota, Viridiplantae, Streptophyta, Pinopsida, Cupressales, Cupressaceae. The transcript is spliced from 4 exons. Gene Ontology annotation, biological process: tRNA wobble adenosine to inosine editing.
UUGUUUAUCCUUUUCUGGGAAAGCAGCGGAAUCUUUAGAGCUUUGAAAGUAAACAAUGUCCAUUAAACUCUAUGUACCAGAUCAUUUAUAUCCAAAGCAGCAUGGUUUUCUUCUCUAUCAAAUCCAGAUUACUAAUAAUGAUAACAAUUUUUUAAGUUCCCGGCGUACUCACUGGCGUAUGGACACCCCAUAUCCCUACUGGAUCUACACAGAAUCUGAAGCUGGUUGAGGUAUGUUUUCAUGUCCGUACUCUGUUUUUUCCCUCUUCAUUUGAUCCAGGCAAAGGAAAACCAUGCGGAUGUUACGAAUUUACUAAGAGCUCCAUGAACCCAAAAAAUGUAUAUGUACAUGAGCUCACCCUCCAUAAGUUUUGGGGGAAGUAGUAGAAGAGACUGUUGUCCAAAAUAUAAUUAUUGGUGGAACAAUCCAUUUGAGCAAACAGCAGUCCCAACAAGAACAAAAAAAUUUCUGUUUGUCUCAGCAUACGCUAAAGAUUCAGGAUACACAAAAGUUUCAUGUGGAGUAAGGCAGUCUGCCCUUAUUUGCAAUCCUAGGUGUCGGAGAGUUACAGGUGCUAUUGGGUAUCGAAAGACAUUUUACAUACAGGAAAAGUGCAGUUAUGCAGCCCUGUGUUCAGGUCAGCGCAGGGUAUGCAGAUGUUUGGGAUGGGAUGAGGAGGAAGAGCGAGAGGAAGCAAAUGAGGAUAAAGAUGAAUGUUUGUCGAUUUGUGAAUUAGGCGAUGAGGCUCAGGAAAUUUUGAGUUUGCUGAUAGAAGAUAGUUGCAGAAAGAAACGAGUUUUCAAUGGAAGGGAAUCAUCCAAGUCUUCUAGGGCAGGGAAAAGUUUGGAGAGAAAGGCAUUUUAUGCUGAAAGAACAAUCCCAGGGAGAGUUUGCAUGGAUAGAUCAUGUUGUGCAGAAAAAAUAGAUGUGGGAAAUGGUGCUGGACACCUGGGUUCCGAGUAUAGGUGCGGUAGGUUUGUCAGGGAGAGUGCCGAAAAGGGCACUGCGGAAAAGAAAGGAAGUGUAAGAAAGUCAUUGUUUCGGGAGAGAGAGAUGUGUUGUAAAGCGGGCUCGAAGGCAUCCACGAGUAAUUUGAGGAGUAGGAUAGAGUGGAUUUCUUCUUUAAAAUUGGAAAAUGAGGAAGAAAUAGCAAGACAAGAUACUUACAGAACUGAUUCAGGUGAAUCAAUGAAUCAGUUAAGGAUGACAGUGAGCUUGGCCUCUGGAGCAGGUUCUCAUAAGGAGGAAACAUUGCAAAGGGGCAAUGAGAAAAGUGGUGUAGAAAAAUCAUGGAACAAAACAAAGAACGAUAAUAUUACAUCGGGUUGUACGGUAGAAACCCAAAAGCAGGAAAAAUUUCGAAAGGGCGCCGAGGAAGCUGGGUUUGAUAUUGGUGCAAAUCAUUGCACGGUACAAUUCCAGAAGGCCAACCAGAAAACUGAUUCAAAGACAUCAUUUUCUGGUCAGAGAACUGGUGCGCAAUGGUCUUCUACAGUAGUAUCCACACAUCUGAGAGAAGUAGGAGAAGAGAGUACCAAGAAGUCUGGCUUUGAGGUAUCUAUGAAUGAUUCAAGUAAUGUCCGGCAUGCUUCUAUUGAAGAGCAGACCAAAUCGGUUUUGGUGAACGAAGGGGAGAGUUCUGGUGCGGGUUUGAUCUCAAACAAGAAUCCAAGGGACCAACUGGAUCAAAUGGAGUCAAACAAGGAAGGACACUGUACACCUCGUGUGCCAUCUGAUAAUUUAAGGAAGAUUUCGGGCUGGAGUUGUGCUACAGAACUAGAGGAAAGAGAGAAAGUGAUAAAAAAUAACGAAAAGUUUGUUGUCCGACAGCAGGAUGAAUUACAUACAAGCAAGAAGUUCGAGAAAAUCUCACAAAAGAAGGGAGCAAAGUUGGUCCCUGGAAUGGCAUCUGAUGAUUCAAGGAAGAUUACUAGGUUGAGUUCUAUCUCGAAAAUGGAGGGGCAAGAGUUAAUUGCAAAGACUACAGAAACAUCAACAUUUCAAAAGCAGGAUGAACUUGUAAAAAAUUAUGGGAGAAGUUCUAGUACGGAGUUGGAGGAAGUAAAAAGCCUAACAGAAGAGAAUGCAGAAACUGCUUCUAAGAGAUUUGGUACACUAAUAUCAUCGAAUAGAACAGCUCAGAAGUUUUCUAAAGACUGUUUCAAUUCUGGAAGCAAUGACCGUGCCAGCUCAGUGCCAGCACAGGAGCAGAAAACAUCAACUGUGGUUUAUGAGAAGGGCAAGGGAGAUUCUCAGGAAUUGCUUAAAACUUCAUCAUAUUCAUCUGUACUCAGUGAAUCCUCUCAUUCAGCCAUGCACAAAAGUCAAUCCACUAGAAUUAUUGAACAAGCAAAUAGAACUCCUGAAAGGUUAGCUCAAAGCUCUUCCAGUAAAACAGAAGUAGAUGUAUUGAAAUCUUCCAGUGGCUAUGAAACAGGCAGUAAAAAUUCCCAGAAGCUACCUAGUAAUCCCUCUCAGAAGUUAUCAAGCAAUGACAUAUUACGAACUGUAAUGGAAUCAAAUAAGAAGAAAUAUGCUGUAGAGACUGAAACAGACACAACUUCGGGGAAAUCAACACAGACUAGACUAUCAAACGAAUCUGACUACAGUUUGGGAUUUGCUUCAGCUGAAGGAAAUGAGAAAUCAACUGAGAAAACCACAGACGAGUCACCUUUGGAAUUAUGCAAUCCUCAGUUAUCAACUCCAGAUUUUCCUUCAGAAGGGCCUUCAGAGGAAGUAUGGGCUAUUGCAGGUUGGUCUUCACGAGAGGAAUUUGAAGAACUACAAUAUUCUGGUAAGAUAAAACAAGAAAAGGACUCUAAACCAUUAACUUCUGAAGAGACAUCAGAUGAACUACAGAAAAGCACAGAUGAGCAUCCCAUUUCCGAAGUGGAGAAAGGCCAGAUGGCCAUUUCAGAAAAAAGGGGAAAGGUCAUUAUGAAAAGGCAAUCAAGAGGGAUCUGGAGCUCUUUUGUAGAUUUUUGCUGUAGGCGUUGGGGUUUAAGUGAGGAAUCAGAUAAUUCAACACUCAAAUCAGGUUCAGGAAGACCUUCAACUGAAUCUCAACAUGGCGAGAAAUGGUUUUCUGUACCAGAUUUUGAAGAUCAGGAAUAUAUUGUGAAGGAUAAAUCACACAAGGACAAAAAGGAAGUGGUAGCCAGAAGUAAGGCAAAUGUUCUCAUUUCGGGUACAGAAGGAAAUACAGGUGCUGGCUUAAAGGAAGCUGAGAAAACUCAAAAAGAAAAGGCACAAAAAUCUGCCCAAAAAUGGGCUUUAGAAGAAUCUGCAGAUGAGUCACAAUUAACAAGAAGGCGUGUUUCAAGUACUGCAAAUAAAGGGCAUGAACGGCAGGAACGAGCAAAAGAAGAUGUUACAGAUGUUAUUACAGAUCCUGGGAAAACUGAGAGUAGUCACCAAGGAAAGGUGCAAAAUGCUGCUAUCAAUUGGUCAUUGGAAGGAACGUCAGCAGAUGAAUCGACAUUGUCUAGUGAACCUGUUUCAAGUCGAUUGUAUGAAGAAUGUGAUAAAUUGGAAAGCAAAAGGGGAAAGACAACUUUUGUAGACAAAGAUGAAUUGGAUGAACAAGGGGACACUGAAAGGCUAAUUCAAAGUUCAGAAAUUGAAGAAAAGAAUAAAAUGACCAAAAAGUUAAAGCGAAACAAACAAGUUCCCAAGGAAACUUUUGUUUCAUGGGAGGAAGCACUUAUACUUGAAAGUGAGCAGAGACGAGAAGAUGAAAAAUUUAUGAGAGAGGCUCUUUCAGAGGCCAGAAUGGCUGCAGAUGCCUGGGAAGUACCUAUAGGUGCCGUUUUAGUUCAAAAUGGAAGAAUCAUUGCCCGAGCCCACAAUUUGGUAGAGCAGACCAGAGAUGCAACUGCACAUGCAGAAAUGCUUUGCAUUCGUUAUGCAUCAAGUCAACUUAAAACAUGGAGGCUUGCGGAAUCAACUCUGUACGUGACAUUAGAGCCAUGUGCCAUGUGUGCUGGGGCCAUUCUUCAGGCUCGGAUUGGGAAUGUAGUCUGGGGAGCUCCUAACAAGCUUUUGGGAGCUGAUGGCAGUUGGGUCAGCCUUUUUCCUAACCAAGGUGUGGAAACGAUGCAUGCCACAAGUGAGGAGCAGCAUCCUCUUACAGUUGGCCCAGUUCAUCCAUUCCACCCAAAUAUCAAAAUUCGUCGAGGCGUGCUAAAAAAUGAUUGUUCGGAUAUGAUGCAGCAGUUCUUCAAAUUGAGAAGGAAAAAAGAGAAGAAAACUCAAUCCAACUCCUGUUUUUCUCUUACAAAUGUUCCAUCCAAGAUGUUCACCAAAAUUCAUGAAAUAUUCAGCGUGUUUUGUCUCUGAUGUUCUCUUCAUUGACUAAAUACUGGUAAUCUGUUGCUUUUAACCCAUUAAAUAAUGUUUAACUGACUGAUCAGUUUUGCAUGCACUUCAUCUUA